Spodoptera exigua (beet armyworm) is the source of this 1569-nucleotide messenger RNA. The record is from the annotation of a GenBank genome assembly. NCBI's taxonomy places the organism in Eukaryota, Metazoa, Arthropoda, Insecta, Lepidoptera, Noctuidae.
AUGGGACUGCAUAUCGAUAAACCUCGACAAAUCACUGGAAAUAGUAAUGACGGAAACACAGCUAGGAGAUUUUUUCAGAAAUACUCUUGCUCUGCAGACAUUACAGGUGUAGACGUAGAACUUAUAAAACCAAAAAGUAUAAGAAGUCAGCGGCGGCGGCGGCUGCGGGGCGGCUGCGUGGCGGCUGCGGGGCGGUUGCGGGGCGCGCGGAUUGAUGACCACGUCGGGAUUGAUAAAUGUGCACCAUCAUGUACGUAUGAAAUUCUGUUAUGGGGACAGGCAUCCGACAUUGAGUCUAUCUUUAUCUUACAAAAGCGUGCCGUCAGAGCUAUCUAUAACUUAGGUCGUCGCGAAUCUCUCAGAGAAAAGUUUAAGGAGAUCAACAUUAAUAAUAUGACCGUACCAUGUCAAUAUAUUUAUGAAAACAUUAUGUAUGUUAGGAAAAACCUACUGCUAUUUGUAAAAUUGGGAGUUGUCAUGCUCACUCAGGAGUCUCAUUGGCGGUGGCACGGGCACUGGACCGCUCGGUUCCCUAUAAUAUGGUUGAGUUGGGCGGUGCUGGUAGUCAGCACGGUAACGGAGGAGGAGCUCCGCGACAACCUGACGGUGAGCGUGAUGAGCUUCGUGCCGACGCUGGACGACGACGGCAAGCCCAUCACCUGCCGCGCGGAGAACCCGAACGUCACCACCCUCAGCAUGGACACCUCCUGGACCAUCAACGUCGUCUCCUGUCUCCUCUUUGGUGUCAUAAGAAGUAAAUGCCCGUCAUACCUCUACUCGAAGCUCUCGUGGGUGAAUGCACAUCGCCAGCGAGAGGGUAGGCGUUGUGCGCAGCAGCUGGCUAUACCGCAGCAUAAAACCGCUGCGUUUACCGCGCAAGAGGUAGUUUCAGUUAUUCUUAGUGACACGAUCAAAGAAAUGUGGGCGCUGCGGGCGCUGCGGGCGCUGCGGGCGCUGCGGUGCCAACAAUACAAUGGUAGUGACUGCGACGGCUUGCUUGCAGACCCGCCGGUGGUGCGGCUGAGACUGGGCAGCUCGCUGGCGGCCGGCGACAUCAAGGAGGGGGACGACGUGUACUUCGAGUGCCACGUGCGAGCCAACCCACCCGCCAGGAAGCUGUCCUGGCUGCACGACUGUUGUGUUGUCAGUGCCGGGACUCGAGCCGACUCUAUUCGACCCACUUACCAGCCUGCACAUCCACAUUACACCGCGCUCGCCUCGCCGCGUCGCAUCGCGCGCUGCCGAUGCAUACCGAUGGACGCGAGGGGGGCGGGGCUGCGGGAGGGAGGGGUGACAUCGCGCGGUACAGAGAUAUUGGUGGCGGUGAUAGCCGCAGUGAUUAAACAAAAGCGUGCAUCGCGCGCAUUGGAACUUUACUCUCUGGUCCCCAAAUUUCUAGUAAUUUUAUGUAAUUUCUCAGCUAUGGAAGAUAUGGGUGGGUUAGAGCACACAAAGGCAGAAGUGGAAAAUACCUCUCUUUAUUCGUUAAUGGCAGCUAUUUGCGCGGAGUGGCGCCGGCAGAGGGCGCAGGAUGCGAGGCGCGGGGCGCUCCCUCGCGACCUCCCGUGA